Molecule: messenger RNA, 1149 nt
Organism: Lachancea sp. 'fantastica'
Lineage: Eukaryota; Fungi; Ascomycota; Saccharomycetes; Saccharomycetales; Saccharomycetaceae
Source: the annotation of a GenBank genome assembly
AUGUGUCUCCCGGAAAACCAACAUCAUCAGCUGGAAACGCUCCUGGAAGCAGCCCGCAGCCCGCACCACGAAAACGCAGCGUGCGAUGCGUUCGUGGCGUUUUUCAAACGGUCCCACUGCGACGAAAACCUGAGUUUCCUGCUGGCAACAGACCCCUACGUCCAGGGCGUCCCACGGGACGCCCUGGCGUCGUGGACCCGCGACGUGUACACUCUGUACAUCCAAACAGACUCCCCACGCGAGUGUAAUCUGCCACAGGCCAUCCGACAGACGUUUGACGAAAACGCUCUCGCCCACACGGUGCCGCCGCGUUCCAGCAUCGAAGCAGCCCGCAAACACGUCCUGUGGCUAUUGCAGGACGCCUACUCCAAAUUCGGCCACAUGCAGCGUCGUUGUUCACGGCCCGCUACUUGUCGUCGUUCUCACUCCUACCUUGAAACUACCAGUCAAGACCAGAACAGCCAUCACUCCCAAACCAGCAGCCGACAACUGCAUUUGAAUAUGUCGUUCCCACAUCCAAAUCCACAGUCACAAUCACAAUCACAGUCACAGUCACAGUCACAGUCACAGUCACCGUCGUUGUUGUCGCCUGACACGGCCGUUCUCGACCUGCGGUCUUCCUACAUCGACGAUUUCGCCGUUGAAGAAGAAGAAGAAGAACAAGAUCACGAAGAAGAUGCAGAUCUGGUAGACAAGCUGCUAGCGGUCCAGAAUAUCGAGCAUGAUAUCAGCACAGCGCUCAACCGGGUCCCCUCAAAGCUCCCGGAAAUCGAGUCUCCUGCCGCACACCGCGGCAGCCAUCAACAAAAUGACCUGUGCUCCCGUGCAAACACCCUGGGCAGCGUUUCAAGGUCUGUAUCUUCUCCCACAUCCAACCCGGCGUCGCUGUUUCCGCCACGCGGCUCUCCUCUAGCAUCCCACCCAGUUUCGCAUCCAUCUACCUCCACGGCCAACUCCACCACCGCAGAGCGCUCCAGCAAUACAAUUAGCGCUCCGUCCACUGCUUCCUCAUCUUUUUCCAUCACAACCGCUACAGGCGCUGGCUUCAAACCGGCUAAGCUCAAACACACGGGCAAAAAACUCGUGCACAAGUUCAAAUUUCGCAGAAGCAGUUCCGGAAGUUCGGGCUCCUCAAUAAACCCGCCCUGA